UCACAAGCCUUUACUCACAAAUUAAUAGAUGGAGAUGCAAAGCAAUUGCGACUUGGAACUUCGCCUUGUUACUCCUUAUGAAUCAAGCAGCUCUGAAAAUCCACAACCAAAGAAAGAAUCUCAGAUAUUAACCAUUUUCUACAACGGGCACAUAUGUGUUUCUUCAGAUCUUACCAGUCUCCAGGCAAAAGCUAUACUAUCACUAGCUAGUAAAGAUAUGGAAGAGAGAUCAUUAUCAUUGAAAAGCUCAGACGGCUCGGAUCCUUCAAUAAUUCCUAACAAAUUGACCCGACUUCAUCAUCAAAAGGCCUCUAUGAAGAGAUCUCUUCGUAGUUUUCUUCAGAAACGGAAUGUUCGGAUGCAGGCUUCUUGUCCUUACAACCAUUCUCCAUAACUCUGUUUAUCUUUCAGCUUUUCUCAUUUUAGACAUUAAGUUAGCACAUUUUUUUUGUUUAUAGGAUUGCUUUUCCUGCUGUCUUCUUUUUACAUAAUAUAAAGAACCGUGGUAGUUUAAGAG
Messenger RNA from Brassica napus (rape), 517 nucleotides. RefSeq names its product protein TIFY 5B. The record is from RefSeq and is a predicted model, not a curated record. The coding region runs from base 29 to 394 and encodes 121 amino acids. The transcript is spliced from 2 exons. Gene Ontology annotation, cellular component: nucleus. Lineage: Eukaryota; Viridiplantae; Streptophyta; Magnoliopsida; Brassicales; Brassicaceae. Gene Ontology annotation, biological process: response to wounding; regulation of defense response; regulation of jasmonic acid mediated signaling pathway.